Schistocerca cancellata (South American locust) is the source of this 3041-nucleotide messenger RNA. RefSeq names its product NCK-interacting protein with SH3 domain-like. The record is from RefSeq and is a predicted model, not a curated record. The coding region runs from base 261 to 2024 and encodes 587 amino acids. Gene Ontology annotation, biological process: endocytosis. Gene Ontology annotation, molecular function: protein binding; Arp2/3 complex binding. NCBI's taxonomy places the organism in Eukaryota, Metazoa, Arthropoda, Insecta, Orthoptera, Acrididae. The transcript has 10 exons.
ACGAAGUAAGAGGGAGUGAAAGUGAAGUAGUUCGUCUGAAAGUGAAAGUAUUUAUGUAACCGUAGCGUGUAAUGAACUUAUGGUCAUGGGGACACGGAGUUCCAAAAAAAUACGGAACUGAUACGAUUUUUGAAGCAAAUUCGUGUAUUAUCGAUCUAGUCGGCAAAGAGUCUUUCGAAAUUGUCAGCUGUCAUGAGUAGUCCAUAAAGUUAAUUCUGUGUAUGAAGUGUUUUGAAAGAUUUGACAUACACAGAAAAUAAAUGGAUAAUAAUCAGGUAACACCUGAUGACAGUAAACAGGGUCAUGAGAUACUGCAAGCGCUGUAUGACUUCCGCGCAACAUUUGCUAAGACAUUAAGUUUUCGCGAAGGAGACUUAUUUGUUUUACACCACGGCCACACAAAGCAACGAAACUGGUGGCAGGUUGUCAAUGAGAAAGGACAAGUUGGUUAUGUCCCAUCUAAUUACGUUGCCACCAUUCAGGUGGGGCUAGAGCGAUGGCAUCAGUUUGUGGAGAACUGCUUGGCUGUGCUGAAACAGGAGCAGGCUCAGAGUGGUGGGUCACUGCCUCAUGAUCGGCAAGAGCUGUUGAAGCUGCUGACUGGCUCAGACAGUGCCUUACAACAUAAUGGGUCAACCGAUGGUCGCAUUGCUGUAAGUGACAGUUUACAGAUUCAGGAGGGUGAUGGUCAAUCUGUAUCUCCUGUACAUGAACAUGAACGUGUCAAACAAUCUGCCAGACGUACUACAUCAAGCCCAGUUUUGAAUGAAAAACAUGGUUCCUUGGUAGAAGUUGAUCCAAAGAUUGCUUAUCAACUUGUUGAGCAGGUGCGAGUGCAGACACAGCUAUCAUAUGAUCUGUCACGAGUGGCAGUAACGACGGUGGUUAGUGGUCUGUGCCCUUUAGUGGAAGCAACUUGCCGACCAAAGCUGCGUUCUCUGCUAGCAGCAGUGCAGGGGCCACUGUCGGCACCUCGGACCUUACUUGCAGAAACCCAUGAUGCUUAUCGCCUUCGUGUCAUCUUCUCUGAGCUUACUUCAUGCAAGAAUGACUCUCAGCAGCGCAGCUGGUCACUGCAUGAAGAUGAAGCUGUCAUCUGUGAUUAUCUUGAUGAGCUCAUCAACAUAUUGAAAAAUGCAGAUGUUGCAGUGUCACAGCUCAUGCUCUCUGCUGACCGCUAUCAGAGUGUAUUGACUUUGGUAGAGUUCUGCCAAAUGGAAGUGCGUUGGUCGAUCAGACAACGGCUGCUGCGUGCCUUUGGUCUUGUCUGUGGACUGGAUGCAGGGGCUCUCUCACUCAUACUUAACUCUGUUCUGCCUUCUGAAUUGGCCAGGUACAUGAAGAGCAGUUCUUACAAUGUUCCCUGCCUGACACUCUGUGCUGUACUCCUGUCUAUGCUUUUCUCCAUGGGUGAAGCCAUGCCUGUUACACAUCUUGAACACUUGGGUCAGGAAUUUGUGCUGUUUCUGUCAAAUAUUGUGGAGAACCCUCCAGAAACAGAUGUUGAGGAAAAACUACCUGACUUGAUGGUGAAUGUUCUGUUGUCUUACAAUCUCCAGUUCUCCAGCUCAAAUGAAAACAUUCUGCUAAAGGCACUUUCAGAGCUUCCUGUUGCAAAGACUUUUACAGAGAAGAUUCUCUUUCUACUUAAUAGGGAAGAGGACCCUGUACGCGUAUUUGAACAUCAGCCAGCUCCUCCACACUCAGUACUUAAGUUGUUUAAAGAUCUUUUCAGUUUGGAAGUGACAGCAGCACUUUUUUACACAAAUGAUGUUAAAGUUCUGAUUGAUAUAAUUGUACGGCAGUUGGCAGAUCUUUCACCUGGUGAAAAGCGUCGCCACCAAUAUUUGCAACUAUGUAGACUUGUGAUGCGGAAUACAGCGUAUGAACAACACCACCACCGACUGGAUGACAUUCGUAAAUGCUUUACUCGCAUCUUUUGUGAAGAGUCAGAUCUGAGCUGUGAUGACCAACAACUUGUGAGAGACAUCUCCAAUGAAUUUCCCCAGUAUUUUAAGGUGUAAUGUAUACUCUUUUUAAACAAACAUCAUUUCUGCAAGUUGUGCCAAAUAUGCAUAAUUAAUUGCUGGUAUUUACAUUUUUCACAAUGAAAGUAGCUAGUUAUACAUCAGCUGUGACAGGGGCAGCUCAUUAGGAUGGGCUUUGGCACAUUUUAAAAUAUUUGAUUCUGUCCAUGUCUUCCAUUACAAUCUAAAAAUAGUAUGCAUUAUUCUAUUUCAAUUCAGAAGAAGACUAUUGCAGUAUCCUUAAUUGCACAGUUUAGUGUGUAAUUAUAGAAAGACUAUUUGAAACUAUAGAUCUAAAUAUUUUUUGUGUGCCUUCAGUCUGAUAUUUGUGAUUCCAAAUCACAUAUAUUGGUAAAAAGUAUUUUAUAGAUACUUAAAUCUAUGUCGCUGCCAGGUAGUCAUAUUAUUGUCUGUGAUCCAAUAUCUUUGAGGUACAAAUGAAGGUCUUAGUAACAUUUUCAGCACUAGAUAGCAAUCAAUCUGUUUUUAAUAAUUAAUUCUUUUGUCCUUGAUAUGCAAGCUAUUUAUAAAAACCUAAAUUUUGUCCUUUAUUGUAUUUGAAACUGUGAAUGAAUAUGCAAACAUUGUGAACUUAUAAGAAUGAAUAUCUAAAUGUUAUGUUUUAAUUGCUGAUUUCGAGGAAUUGUUUCAUUGGGUAGAUACCUUUGUGAUGCUCAUUAUUUUCCUGCUUGAUACCAAAAUGGUGCUGAAGAAUGUCUGUCCCACAUGGCUGUGGAAAAUUUCCAUAAAAUAACUGCAUUUGAAUAGGUCCUAGAUGUUUAAGUGUACUUCAUGGCAACACAUUUUUUGAACAAUUAUUUGACUUUUACAUAAUAGAUAAGUAGAAGAUGGUUUUUUCAUAUAUAUAAAGUAAAUUUGAGCCCAAAGAAUUUAAAUCAGACACACACCUGCAGAAUGCUAUGUAUGAAAUUUUUUAGAACUUUUAUGAGGAAUUUAUUUAUUUAAUUUCUAGUCUUUGUAACAAAGUUAAUGAAUAAAUAAUUGUUUUGAAAA